AUGGCGAAACCCAAGCCUACUCAGAGACGCAGGCAUACAAAUUCAAAGCUCGGUUGUUUAAACUGCAAGAAGAAGAAGAUCAGGUGCGAUGAGCGGUUACCGCUGUGUCAAAACUGUUUAAAGGGCAAAGGUGACACUUGCUCUUAUCUACUGCUAUCGAACAAUGACAUUGAAAAGUUGAAACUCACCCACUCCUUGCGGAACUCGCAGAAUAAACUCUUGCAGCGAAGUUUUCGGUUACCAGCUACUUCACUGCUGCAAGUGCCCAAAAGCAGCCACAUGAAGCUUUUUUCUCCAGUGCAUGACUAUUUUGCAACGAGCAAAAACGACGAUGGCGGCAGUGUAUUGGAGUUUAAGUUUGAAUUGGCAAACUUGCCCAUCUGGAUACCUCGGAUUCAUUACCCACCGCUUCAGUACAAUAAUUUAUCGAUGCAGGAUUUCACGGGCGAGUUCAAAGUUAUGAACGAUGACAUUCUAAGCGAUGCAGACUCGGAGGAACAGAUGGCAAGCACAGGUGUGCUACCUCAGGGAUUCGACUACAAGAUGACGUUUAAGCGGAUAAACCGCAGUGCGUUUGUUAAAGUUGACAAGCGAGUGACGAUGGUGCCGAGGAUUGUCACCGAUUUCAGUCACUAUAUCGUUAGGGGGGAAAAUGUCUUGCUCGACUAUAUGAGCGACUUGACGCUCAAGAAAUAUCAUGAUCCUGUCCUCACGUGCGGGUUCCAGUGUUUGGGAGAAAUCAUCAUCUUGAAUAGCCACCGACAAUACCCGCAAAGAACUCAAGAUUCGUUUCUCAACUCGCUCGAUACGCGGGCCUUGGAGCUAUUUAGCAGCGGCCAAAAGGCCUUGGACCAAGAGAUGAAGCGCAUACUGCGCCAUCUGGACCAGUACCCGUUUGAAAAAGUAGGGGAAGAUAUCGAACUAGUUGCUUACGCGAGUCACUUGUUCACUUUUUCCCUUUUGAUGAUGGGCGGCGGAAUGCAAGCAUUCUUUAAUGCUCAGAAAUACGCGAUGCUUGGGUUCGAAGUAUACACGAAGCUAAUUGAGCAGAAUCCUUCGAAUAUGAGACCCAUCAUCAAUUUUCUUCAAAGCAAUUUACAGCAUAAUCUUAUUAGCAUCAACAUCCCUUCAUAUUAUCCUCAGUUCUUGUUUGAAAUCGAGUCGAACUUGAGCAGUCUAGAGUUUAUAUACACGGAUUCAGCAUCGUUCACCAACGUGGAGGAAAUCAAUCAAUCGCUUUCAACGUUGCAAGCUCAAUCUCAUUCUUUGCUCAAGUUUCUAAGAGACAAAGUGCUUCCUAUUUUGUUCACAAUGAGAAACGAGGACUUUAUCACUACUUACCCGCCCAAUGUAAUCUUUGAGAUACUCCGAGAAUGGCAUUCGAUAUGCCCGUCACAGGCGAUGGCGUACAACCCAAGAAUCGACAACCACCAUUACGACGAAUCUGUUUUCCUCAAGGAUAUAUCAACUCCAUUGUACACCUAUUUUUUCGCUAUUGCAGCGUCGUUGGAUGCCAUUUUCCCCGCAUGCAAGUACCUAUUUAGUUUAACGUUUAUCUUGCCUACCGCGGGUAAAUUGAACGAAAAAGACACCCUUACGGUUUGCAAAUACAACCGGUACACACAAGAGUUUUUCAGUCAACGAAUCGAUGAGAUGUUGCAACGACACAUUUGCUACGCGUCGAGACUAUUUGCGUUUUUUAAGCGGCGCUUUAUUUUUUACAAUAACUAUUUGCAGUGGUCGAAUUACUAUGACCGCGUCGAGCUUGUGCAAAACAGGUUCCAAGCGAGAAAGGUUGUCAAUGUUAAAGAAACGGCAAUCCAAAGUUUCAACACCACCUUGAUCCGGCCCGAGCAUUACCCCACGCGAGAUAAACUGGUUGGUCAAGAUGUAAUGUCGUAUGUGAGUUUCAACCGAGAAGACGACUCCGUGGUGAAGAACUUGUACGCGAGAAAUAUCGAAACGUUGAAUAUUUUCAACGAGUCGAUGCUCUUGCAGUAUGACUAUGAGACGAUGCUUUUGUUGAAGGAUUAUCGGCCCUUGGACGAUUGCGAUGAGUUUACUCGAGCAUUGUUGAGUUUCAAGGACAUUCGAGAUUAUUUUGAGGACAAGGUCAAGAUUAUAAAUUAUCUUAGCGAUACAUGA
This is a messenger RNA of Lodderomyces beijingensis, 2145 nucleotides long. NCBI's taxonomy places the organism in Eukaryota, Fungi, Ascomycota, Pichiomycetes, Serinales, Debaryomycetaceae. The record is from the annotation of a GenBank genome assembly.